AUGUGCCUGGAGCCCGACGAGGCCGCCCGGGCCUUCUUCCGCGAAACGGAGGAGCUGGUGACCAAGGCGCUGUCGGAGCACUCUCAGCGCGACUCCCGCAUCUUCGGCAAGCCCCUGAAGCCCGAAGAGGUGAAGGAGCGGAUGACCAGCGCGCUGAAGACCAGCACCCGCGGCACGGAGUUCCUCAAGUUGAAGCUCCACUACGACAAGAUACGCCUGUGGGGACCAGACGGCGAGGAGCUCCCUGUGCAGAAGUGGGACCUGCAAGGUUGCUUGUGUAAAGUCCACGUGGAGCUGCGCCAGGUCUGGCUGAUGAGCUCCCAGUGCGGCGUGCUGGCGGAGGUCACGGACGUGAUGCUGCAGCAGGCCGAGCCCCGCGGCGUCUGCAGGAAGGGCGACCGCUGCGAGGCCUUCGACGGCCGAGGGCACCCUGCGAGCGCGCAGCGGGGCUCCCGCAAGGGCUACGAGGGCAGCUUCUUCAGGGACGAUCUGUACUCCACUCCUCCCCCCCUCUGCGACGAGAUUGCCGGGAGCGUGCGUCUCUUCAAGACGCCCGACUACACCGUCAAGCAGCCGCCCGAUCCGGUGGUCUGCAAACCUCCCGCCAACGGGAUCCUCUGCGCGCCCUCGGCCAGCGGGAAGACCGUUCUCCUCGUGUCGAUGAUUUUGGAGCAGUACCGGGGCUGCUUUGAGCGCAUCUACAUCUUCUCGCCCUCGGUGGAGGUCGACUCCGCCUGGCAGCCCGUCAAGGACUACAUCACAGACGAGCUGGGCGUGAACACGGACCGCGAGCAGUGCUGGUGGGAGGACUGGGACGAGGGGGCGCUCCGGAAGAUCAUCGCGGACCAGAAGCGCAUCACGCAGAAGUCCAAGGAGCUGGGCCUCAAAAAACUAUAUCAGGUAUUGAUAGUUUUGGACGACCAUGCCGAUAACCCCGCGGUCCACCGCAAGACGGGAGACGGCGUGCUGGACACGCUCUUCAUCCGCGGCCGGCACUUCUGCAUCAACACCUGGGUGAGCACCCAGAAGCUGCGUCUCAUGAGCUCCGCCGUGCGGGUCAACGUCAUGUUCUACUGCGUGUUUCGCUUGCGGAACCAGCUGGAGCUGGACGCCCUGGUGGAGGAGCUGAGCGCCAUGCUCCCCAAAGAGACCCUCUACGCCAUGUACGAGGAGGCCACGCGGGAGCCCUAUUCGUUUUGGAUGGUGAACCUCCGCGCGCCCAAGGAAGACAUGUUUUGGGUGCGCUUCGACCGGAAGUUCCUCGUAAACGGCGAUGGGCAGCCUGCUGAGCCAGAUGGCGGCCAAGAGUCGGCCGCCAGCGAGUUCCCGGCGCGGCGCACGGGGAUUUUCCGCCGUAAGAGAAAGCUCAUGACCUCCAUCUACGUGGACUCGCGCAAGCUGGCCGUCUACAAGGUGCGCAUCGCCGACGCCUUCCUGAGCACGGACCGCGGGACGUUUUUGUACUGGGAGGACGAGGUCGCCGGCACCCUGCACUACGCGGAGCUCCCCGUGGGCGCGCACACGGGCCCUCGGCUGGCCGCCUGGAUCAGCAGCAACUUCGCCGCGGCCACGUACACCGCGGAGACCAACGAGCUGGACGUCACCUACGACGGCGUGCACCUGAUCCUCAACGACGCCGAGCUCCGGCAGCGCUUCCCGGGCACGGGCUCCUACCCGCCGGGCGCCUCGCCCAGCAAGCCCCAGUCCAUCAACCACCUCCUGGGCCCCAGCUACCUCACGGGCUCCGUGCAGCGCUUCAUCUUCGUCCAGAUGAACGUGUACUCAGAGCUGUACUUGCGCUGCCCCUCACUGGCCAACGGCGAGACCACGGUGGGCCCGCUGGGCCACGACAUCCUCUGCAAGAUCAUCGUCUCCAAGAGCGUGGGCCACAUCAUGGAGACCGAGACCUCGGAGGGCCACUGGGUUCAGCUCCACGGGCCCAUCACGCUGCGCCACCUGCGCUUCAAGCUCACCGACUACCAAGGCAACGUGGUGAACACCAGGGGCACCAGCGUUUCCUUCGUGGUGUUCCUCGAAGAUGCACCCGCUCCUGUGGCCGCCGAGCCACCCGUGGCCGAGCCUCCCGUGGCCGAGCCUGCCGCGCCCGAGCAACCCGAGCCAGCACAGCCCUCGGAGCCGUCGGUGGUUCCCGCUCCCGAGCCGCCGCAGCCGAAGCGAAGAGGCAGGCCGCCGGGCUCCAAGAACAAGCCCAAGCCCGCCCCGCCCACCGUGGCGGUACAACCGGUGCUGGCCGAGCCUCCGAAGGCUCCUCCCACGACUGCACCCGCCCCCGAGACCCCCGCGCCCCCUGCCGCGCAGCCCCCGGAGCCUGAGCGGCCCGUCCGCAUGACGCCCUCGGAGGCCCGCCACGCCCGGCACCUCUCCCGCGCAGACCGCUUCCACGCGGCCAUGUUGAGGGCCUUCCACAAACAGUACCCAAGCUACAACCUGACGCCGCUGCUCUACAAGAGGCAGCAGCAGCUCAUCGACGCGCGGGCCUUCAACGAGUGGCUGGCCAACCGGCGGCAGCGCCAGGAGGGCGAGAGCUACGCGGACGAGGUCGGGCGCAUGACCGACGCCGUGAACCGCAGGAUCCCCCAGCUGAGGUGGGCCCCCGCCGAGCGGGCGGGCGUGCGCCGCAUGGCGCGGGACGUGGCCGCCGGCCGGAACACGGCGGACUCACAGGGGUCUGUAAAAAUGUACGAGAGCUUGGUGGAGCAGGCGACGGAGAGCGACUGGACGGAGGAGGAGAAGCGCGACUGGUACAGGGAGCGCCCGGACGACGCAGAGUACUACCAAGUCCAGCGCGACCUCUUGCGGGACGGGCUGACCCGCAAGGCGCAGCUGACGCAGCUCGCGCCCCACCGGGAGGGCGGCCCGAUGCUCUGGGCCAUCGGCCUGGAGGGCCCGUCGCCCCUGAAGCGCCCCGAGGCGGAGCAGUACCACCCGCUGCACGUGAGCCUGGCCUUCGACGACGAGCUCUCGGAGGAGCAGAAGGAGGACCUCCUCUGCGAGUGGGGCGAGGAGCGCGAGGUCACGCUGCGGUUCCACCGCUUCACCUCCGGCGGCACGGGCGAGCUCUCCCUCAACUGGGAUCCCAUCGCCAACUCGGAGAGCGUGCAGAAGGCGCACGAGCUGGGCUUCUUGCGGGACCGCGCGCUGCACGUCAGUCCUGGGCUUCAUCGCCGAGGGCGAGCCCCUGCCGAUCAACCUCCCGAACCGCAACGCCAGCAUCUACACCUCCAGUCACUUCUGGCUGGACGACUACCCCCGAGCUCGGAGCCCGAGCCAGCGCCGUUGCCGCACACGACCGUGGACCCCGCGGCGGCCUACGAGGACGCCAACGAGGGCUACGAUGGCGUGCCCUUCCCGAGAAGGGACUUCCUGCGCCCACGGCCCUUCGACCUGGACAGCGAGUCUGAUUUUGGGGCUGUGGAUCCCGGGCAGGCGCUGAGAAACGACGGGUUUCAGCCGCCGCCGGCGCCGGGCUUCCUGGGGCGCCUGCAGCAGGCCGAGGCCGCGGCGGGAGCGGCGGCGGGGCUGGCGGGCUCCGCCUCCGCCAUCACGGAGCACGGGCAGGACCUCUACAACGCCGCGCGCAGGGGUCGCAACUGGAUCGACCGGAACUUGCGCAUCCCGCGCACGCCCGAGGGCCUCGCGCCCCCGCCCGACGAGGUGGCCCCUCCGCAGAUCAUCGGGAGGCCCAGCGAGGUGGAGCCGCUCCUGGAGCGGGCGGGGCAGCGAGCCCAGGAGGUGGAGCGGGCCGCGGCGCGCGACAUCGAGCAGUUCAUGAGCCAGCAGAUGGCUGAAGCAGAGGCAACCGAGGGCUUCGCUUCCGCGGCGGAGGCGGCCGCGGGGGCAGCGGAGGCGGCCACGGCCGCGGAGGCGGGAGGAGGCACGCUCGCGGCCAUCGGCUCCGGGCUGGCCGCCGCCGGAGAGGCUGCGCUGCCCGUAGCCGCCACGGUGGGAGCGGCGGCGGGAGGCCUGGCAGUGGCGGGCGCGGGCGCAGCUCUCGUGGGCACCGCGUGGGCGCUGCACGGGGGCAUGGUGGCGGCAGAGCACCUGAUGGGCUGGGGGGGAGGAGGCGGAGGCUGCCUCCCGCUCCAGCUCCGCGCCCGACAUCCAGACCCUCAACGGCAUGCAGGAGUUUGGGGCGGAGCAGCACUUCCAGGUCCGGGAACAACGCCCGAGGCCCCGGUCUACCGCAUGGACACCGAGAGCGAGGCCGAGCCGCGGGCGCAGCCGCCCCCGAGGGUGCAGGCCCGCCCCGCGAGGCCCACGCGCUUCCCCACGGGCCUCAACCCCGCUCCCCUGGCGCAGUCCUCGGGCAGCGAGUCCUCCCGCGCGCCGCGGAUGCAGCGUCAGGCCUCAGACAGGUCCCGCGCGGCACCACCGCCUUCCUUCGAGGUGACUGCUGCCGUGAACGACGAGCUGGUCCAGAGCCUCGACUACAAGCUCCAGUCGAGCAACGUCAAUUACGUGCAGAGCCGCAAGGAUGUGCAGUACUACCCGAGCUCCCUGAGCGUCUUCACGCCGACCACGAGCCGCGUGUGCCGCAUACCGCUGACCAGCGGCAUGGACUUCGUGGACGGGGAGUCUGUCAAGCUCGGCUUCACGGUGCGCAACAACUCCACCACGGCCACGCUGCAGCUCGGCUCGCCGGACCCCAGCUGCCUCAUCGACCGCGUCGAGGUCUUCGCCAACGGCACCCGCAUCGAGGACUACACCAUCGAGAACGUGAAGCUCUACGCCUCCCAGGCGGAGGUCACCGCCCUCCUGGCGCCCCUGGCCAGCGAGUCCUGGGUGCUGGCCACCCUGGGCGGCUACUACACGAGCGCCGAGACCAACGGGGCCAUCACGGCCGCCCUGGCCGCCUACUACGACUCGGCCCAGACGGACGCCGCCAUCGCGGCGGCGCUCGUGCCCUACUCAACCACCGUGCAGAUGGACGCCGCCGUCGCGGCCGCGCUGGUGCCCUACAGCACCACGGCGCAGAUGGACGCCGCCAUCGCGGCCGCCGUGGGGGCCAUCGACCUCUCCGCCUACAGCACCAUCGCCGCCCGGGACGCCGCCAUCGCCGCCGCGCUGGUGCCGUACAGCACCACCGUGCAGAUGGACGCCGCCAUCGCCGCGGCCGUGGGGGCCAUCGACCUCUCGGCGUACAGCACCGUGGCUGCCCGGGACGCCGCCAUCGCGGCCGCCCUGGUGCCCUACAGCACCACCGUGCAGAUGGACGCCGCCAUCGCGACGGCCCUGGGCGACUACGUGCCCUGGAUGGGGCUCCAGGCCCCCAUCGUCAACGAGAUCAACAUCGCCCUGACGGACUACUGGGACCAGACGGCGGAGAGCGACUCCCGCUACGCCACGCCGGCCGACCUGGACGUCAUCAGCUGCACCAGCCUCACCGCCAGCAGCUUCGUGAACACGCUCAACUUCGCCGCCACGGGCAACGUCUCGGGCGUGGACGCGCUCUUCACGGUGGACGUGCAGACGCCGCUGCUGCGGGCCGUGAGCGGGGACGGCUACCUGCGCUUCGGGGGCGGGCUGGUGGGCCUCCAGUUCCUGGACAGCGGCGCGGCCGUCGUCGACGAGAUGACCUCCUCCCAGAUCGCUCUGGAGCAGGACGUGAACGUGGCCCAGAGCAGGACGCUCGCCUGCGCCAGCAUCGCGACCACGGGCGGCGUGGCCAACCUGGCCAUCCAGGGCGGCACGCAGGGCAUCGUCUGCACCUCCAAGGGCCUCAACGUCACGGAGAACUUCCCGCUCUCCGCCAACCCGACGGACGGCAACGUGGCGGUCCGCGUGGAGAACACGGAGAUCUGGCUGCAGAACCGCACGAGCGGCUCCGCGCCCCUGGUGGUGGAGACGGACUCGGACGUCACGGUCAACUACGGCUUCAACAACCUCAGCGACGAAAAGGUGAAGACGAACAUCGCGGACGCGGACCUGGAGGCGCUGCAGGCCAUCUUCGACGGCGCCCACCCGAAGACCUACGACCGCACAGACAUCGAGCACUACGGCCGCCUGGGCUUCCUGGCCCAGGACUUCCUCGGGGCGGGGGUGACGGGGAAGACCUACAGGGACGGGGAGGAGCUGCUGACGCUCGACUACAGCAGGCUCACGGCCGUGCUCUGGGGCGUCGUGAAGAAGCUCCAGGCCGCCGCGGCGAGGAGGCUGCCCCUGGCCGUGCGGCAGCUGCGCGACUUCAACGCCCCGCCGCCCGCCAGGGUCAAGGAGGUGCUGCCGCACACGGCCACGUGCUUCGAGAGGGGGGUCAAGGAGGUGCUGCCGCACACGGCCACGUGCUUCGAGAGGGGGGGCGCGUGGGAGCCCGCGGUGGUGGAGCCCGCACCGAUGGACGUCGAGCCCACGGCGGUGGAGACCGUGGAGCCCGUGCAGGCGGCGGAGGAGCCCGCGAAGCCGGCAGCACAGCCUUCGGAGCCGUUGGUGGUGGAGCCCGAAGCCGUGGAAGAGUUCGGGGAGAAGCCGGCGGAGCCGUUGGUGGUGGAGCCCGAAGCCGUGGAGGAGCCCGGGGAGAAGCCGGCGGAGCCGGCAAAGCCGUUGGUGGCGGAGGAGCCCGCGAAGCCGGCAAAGCCGGUGGAGACCCAGGAGGUCUCGCAGCAGGAGGUGGAGGCGAUCCGCAAUGAGAUCGCAAAGCAACAGGCGGAGCGGGCGGCGCAGGAAGAGCACGCGGAGGCGGAGCGGAAGCGCGAGCUGCAGGAGCGGCUUUACCUGGAGCAGGCCCAGGGACUGCGGCGCAUCCAAGGCUUCCUGGCCAGGCCCUUGAACAACGACUGGAUCGAGUUGGCGCUCGAGAACUACGAGGACGCCAAGUUCCGCGUGGAGGGCGGCUUCACCUUCGGCACGGUCGCCAAGUGCCGACUGAUCACGGACGACGACGUCCGCGAGGUGAAGGCGCUGCCGGAGGUCAGGCCCGAGACCACGAAGGUGCACCUGCAGCUCGUAAACUCGGGGCCGACGGUGUACAGCUGGGCCCCCACGGCGCUGCCGAGCAGGCCAGCUCGCAGGAUGCCCGAGGCCGCGAAGCCGGUGGUAGUGGAGGAGCUUCCGGCGGAGCCUGCAGUGGAGCCCGCUGUGGCAGAGCCUACGGCGGAGGAGCCAGUGGAGGAGCCGGCGGAGGAGCCUGCGGCGGAGCCUGCGACGGAGGAGUCUGCGACGGCAUCCACGGCGGCCUCCACAGCGGAGGAGGAGGAGGGCGAGGUGGUGGCGGGCCUGCAGGUGCGUCGCGUGACGCACAAGAACGUGCAGUGGCUGGAGCUGGCGGCCAGGACGCUGGAGCAGUACAGGGCAGACCUGGAGAUCCUCACGGCCAGGACGGCCGACGGAACCGUGGAGGCCUGCCGGCUGCGCUGGGGCACGAACACGUGGGCCAACGAGCUCUACGCCAUCAACUCCAGCACCGGCAAGCUCGUAGCGCCCAAAUCCAAGAAAUCCGUCGAGGCGGACCAGGCCAGGGUGCAGUUCCGCCUGAAGUGA
Messenger RNA from Symbiodinium natans, 7497 nucleotides. Lineage: Eukaryota; Dinophyceae; Suessiales; Symbiodiniaceae. The record is from the annotation of a GenBank genome assembly.